Anopheles nili is the source of this 3262-nucleotide messenger RNA. RefSeq names its product aquaporin AQPAn.G (gene Drip). Gene Ontology annotation, molecular function: water channel activity. The transcript is spliced from 7 exons. The coding region runs from base 500 to 1252 and encodes 250 amino acids. Gene Ontology annotation, biological process: transmembrane transport. Gene Ontology annotation, cellular component: plasma membrane. The record is from RefSeq and is a predicted model, not a curated record. NCBI's taxonomy places the organism in Eukaryota, Metazoa, Arthropoda, Insecta, Diptera, Culicidae.
UGUGCUUCCGUCGAUUUGGAUUUCCUUCGCGUGGUGCAUUUCGAAUCAGCAAAAACCCGUCACCCAUUUCCCGAGUGUCCUGAGCCAAUAAACGGUUGGUUAAGUAUAUUUGCCUUCGUUUACCAAACAACCUGCAAGCGUGCUUAGUGUUUUCAUUCCGUUCGCGUGUGCUCUCGAAACGUGCCAGAAAGUUCGUGUGAUCGUUCAGAAUUUUCAGCAGGAAGAGCCUGUCUGUUCUAAGCGAGAAAACAGAACACCUAACAGAAAGCCCACUAAUCGUUGGUUCACUCCCCGGUUGAUUCAGCUGUCGAGUAACUGCUGGGCCGGAACGUGCGCGCCUUCCCCGAAAGUUAAGUGACUGUGAAGAAGAUCCAGCUGCCAGCGAGGAAAGGCUGGAAACAGAAUACGAACGCUAGGCGGUAAAUUAUAGCCGUUCACGGUUGAUUAGCGCUGAAAAUCGCCUCCAUUGAAGCAACGGGAGAAAGCAGUUAAACGCAAAAUGACUGAAAGCGCAGGUGUCAAACAGAUCGUCGGCGUGUCCGAUAUCACCGAGAAUCGCAACAUAUGGCGCAUGCUGGUGGCCGAGUUUCUCGGCACCUUCUUUCUGGUCGCCAUCGGCAUCGGUAGCACGACUGGUUGGACGGACUAUAGCCCCACGUUGACGCAGAUUGCGUUCACCUUCGGUCUGGUGGUCGCCACCCUUGCUCAGGCGUUCGGGCACGUGAGCGGAUGCCACAUUAAUCCUGCCGUCACGCUCGGGCUAAUGGUAACGGGCGACGUCAGCAUACUGAAGGGAGCCUUCUACAUCGUGUCGCAGUGCAUCGGUGCAAUCGCAGGAGCAGCUGCCAUUAAGGCUGCCACCCCAUCAGAGGUCGUCGGAGGGUUGGGCGUGACUGGCCUUGCCCCGGGAUUGUCCACAGGACAGGGUGUCCUGAUCGAGGCGCUCAUCACCUUCAUGCUCGUGUUCGUCGUCCAUGGCGUGUGUGACGGUCGACGUACGGAUGUCAAGGGCUCGGCUCCACUUGCUAUCGGGCUCUCGAUUACGGCUGGCCAUCUCGCUGCGAUUAAGUACACUGGCGCCAGCAUGAACCCGGCUCGCUCGUUCGGACCCGCUGUUGUAAUGGGCAAUUACACCGAUCUGUGGGUGUACUGGGUUGGUCCGAUUGUCGGUGGCAUCAUCGCCGGUGCCGUCUAUCGUCUGUUCUUCAAAGUAAGAAAAGGUGACGAGGAAUCAAAUUCAUACGAUUUUUAAACAAACCCCCUUGUUCAGCUUAAACGUAGUACUAAAUUUCACCGACCAGCCAAAUCCGAAGCAGGGCGCCAUCGGGCGCGAAGAAAAUCGGCACCAUCGGGAUGCGAAAGGAAGCGUCCGAGCAGCCUUGCUGCUAGUUUGCGCGUCCUUACAGAAAUCAUUCGGUUUUAUGUUCUUUGUGUCCUUGUGUGCGUGCGUUCGUGUGUGUGUGUGCGAGAGUGUGUAAAAUGUGGUGGGAAAAUUGCAACACAUUUGUCUCAAGAAGAUGUGGAGAGUCCUGUGCAGGCUCAUGUCCUGUUUUUUCUUCGUGUUUAAUGUUCUAAAAACCAUUCAAAUAACCUUUUGUAUCCUUGAUUAAUCAUUCCCUCUCUGGUGGACCAUUUCUAAAUUAUGUGAUUUUAUGUGUACGUGUAUGGAUGUCCGUGUGUGUGUGCGUAGUGAUCACGAUGUCCUGAUCGAUGAAUCUUAUUUGUGUUUAUCUUUAUCUCUCUCUCUCUCUCUUCCUGCUCAUCGCUGCCUUCUUCCCGAUUAACUUCCGCCCACGGGUAGAUGAACACUAACAAAGUAGGCCAAGUGACUAACGACGUCCAGUACAUUUAGCCCGGAGCGUAAUCCACUAGCCCAUCUUCAUAGCUUCUACUACGAUUAACCACGCCAUACAUACACCCCCACACACAUCGACGCCGGUCGUGUGCGGAUUCCAACCGAUCGCAUUCGAUCGAUCUCGCGAUCGUACGCAAAACAAAAGCUUCGAUUCCAGCCGGAACACAACUAACCGGAAACGUGGGAAAACGUUUGGUGGGACGCUCGAAAAUACAGAAACACUCAUCACACCUCAUCCGCUAACCCAAACCCGCUAAUGGAAAACGUGUGGAACGCAUGUCGGGUGGAAAAUGGAGGCGCAAAACGCCCUCCCGGAUGGAGUUCGCUCGUGUGGCGCUUCGUACUGACCGGGGGCGCAAGUAAUAUUUAUCGGAUCACCAUUUCUAUUACACUGAUAUUAGCACUAACAGGUCACAAGGGCAACAUACUUACACACAGGCUUACUAACUGCAUUUUUUUAUCCACUACGUUUGCGUGUUGUGCAUGUAAUGAUUAACAGUAAAAAAAGGGGUUUGUGUGUUUUUUAUGCAACAAAACAUCAGAUAGGCAGGUUACUAUUCCGACGUAAAAUAAUAUGACAGGCUUGUAGGAGGCUACUUCGGAAGUACGUGUCUUUUUUUUUGACUAGCUUUCUUGUACUAGUGGAGAAGCACACCCACACCGACACUUUUGACCACCUAGAGCAUACUUAUUUGGCCGCAGCAAGGACACAGGCCGUAGGCGCAGCGCAAAGAUAGGGGUUUCGGCAGGACGCGAUUACGAAUCCGCCAGGUUUUUGGUCGGAGUUUUCUACGUGUUUGUUGUUGUUUCUAUCUUGUAUUUUGUUUAUUUUUUUAUUUUAUUUCGUCUUAUUUGUACUGCUGUUUGGAACCGGUAGGUGAUAACACGCACAUGCACUACCCCCUCACUCGUUCUCGUGUAAGAUUCUUAUCGCAUUAUAUUGUAUUAUUUAAACGAGCCUCAGCUGGCACGUGAGCUAGCGAGUUAGAGGCUUUUGCUGCGAGUGCCCCUAGACAGCCCGUGGGCGAUAACGUGGUGGCCUUAAGACGUUAGAAACGAGUUCGUCGACGAACUUAGGGUGGCCUCGCGCAGAAGCCCGUCGUGUAUAUUCAGCAAUAGUUCACAAGGAAGCCGCUCGAAAAAGGCAGUCUUCUGGAUAUCUUUUGAAACAAAACAAAAAAAUGCAUCAAACCAAGCCGAUCAAAACGAGCUAAGAAAAGCAAAGGAUAGCACUCACAGAAACAGAAGCAAACAGAUAAUUCGCAACAUCUUCGUGGACAUCAUUUAUCGAAUAGGGAUCCGAUUUAAUUCGUAAGUUCUAUUUAUGUAUCAUAUACAUCGGAAUUUACCAAAACCGUGUUGUUGUAGCCGAGAAGGAAGAUCUUUGAAUAAACGAACGAUAAUGUU